AUGUUAGGAUUUACCAGUUCAGGUAAUGUUGGUGUCCAGAGCUGGAACUCCAACUCUGUAUCGAUCACUGGUCCUGUAGUUACAACUAAUGUGUGGACGCAUCUGGCAGUGACUUAUGAACCCUCAUAUGGACUUCGACUGUAUGUUAACGGAGCUCAAUAUGGAUCAGCUUCUGGCAGCUAUACCUAUCAAGCCGCUGGUACUCCUGUUUCACUCUUAUUAGGUUCAUCUCUCAGUGGCUUAGGCGCAUGUGCAUCAGGUGUAAUUACAAUGGGUCAAUACAAUGGCUAUAUCGACGAAUUCGAAUUAUAUUCGAGAGAGCUCUCUGCGGCUAAUGUUUACAGUCUUGCAAAUCCAUAA
Molecule: messenger RNA, 360 nt
Organism: Rotaria socialis
Lineage: Eukaryota; Metazoa; Rotifera; Eurotatoria; Philodinida; Philodinidae
Source: the annotation of a GenBank genome assembly